This is a messenger RNA of Durusdinium trenchii, 342 nucleotides long. Lineage: Eukaryota; Dinophyceae; Suessiales; Symbiodiniaceae. The record is from the annotation of a GenBank genome assembly.
AUGGAAAGUGGCCAGCCUCUCUACGGCUAUGGUGUGUAUUUGGCAGAACGGUCCACAAAGGCAGACGAAUACGCAGAAGCGAUCCACGGCGGUCUGCCCUCGGACGAAGGCUGCUAUGCCAUGCUAGUUUGUCGAGUGGUUGGUGGGCUGUGCAGAGUGGUUGAUACGAAUGAGUUCAACGCAGAUGAUUUGCGAAAGGAUAUCUUGGACGGACCAUAUCACUCGGUUCUUGGCGAUCGCGUCGUGAAGUUGGGAAAGCCCUACAGGGAAGUGGUUGUCCACGACAACAAUCAGGUCUUUCCGGAGUUCAUCCUCUACUACAAAAGAUUGGGGCUGGACUGA